UCAGUGAUCGUCUCAAUCAUUUGCGAACGGUUCACCUGUGAUGGUAAAUUAAUUGAUUUCGUUACCACUGUGUAGCUGACAUUACCUUGUUACCAUUGAUAUUUGACUGUGGUGACACCGAUUCAGAUAUUUGGCUGGGCUUUACAAAAAUACUUCAUCGCAAGUAGUGAUUCCGUACAAAAAUCUUCUAUACAUCCUUCCAGGGGCAUUUUAUCUUUAUGAUCUUCAAUCGUCGUAAUGUUAUUGGAAACCCGGGAAAAGAGGUGCUACAAAUACCUCUAGUCUGCCAGCUUGGAAUGUUUUGGUAUCUGGUCAAACCAGAGAGCUACAUAAUUUGGUACCGAGGGAACCGUUAGAUCACAGCAAAACCACAAAGUUGGCAAAGCAGCUGUUGGCCUAAAAAUGCUGCAGCAGCGAUGAGAGCUUAACCACCACACACUUCACUAACACAAUGUAUACGACGGUCGACAGCUGUUAAGCGUUAAGCCAAGCAGCCAGCCAGCCAGCCAAACACUCAAACACACAAACUUGCAGCGAGCCAAAAACAGCCAGCAACGGCACAGAGCGUUAUGCUCAUGCGUUUAGACUUCUUUGAGACUCGACUCAAGAAGGUCGUUUGAAUUAUUUGAACGGUUGUCAUUUGAACGUGCAAAGAAAUACAACAAAAUAAAAAACCCAACAAAAGCGGUUAAAUUUUAAACGUAAAUUUAUGAAAAACACACACAGAAAAAUAAUCAUAAGUGCGAUUAAAUUAAUAAAUAAAUUGAAACGUUAGUUUUAAAACAAACUUUAAACACGACUAAACGGUAACGCAAACUACACGUCAAUAACGUUAAUAACAACAAUACAAAAAAGUUUUUUUUUUUUUUUUAACUAACGUGGACAUUUUUUUAAAAUUAUUAAAAAUAUAAAAUAGUGGGCCACUCAAGUGAUAUUGACUGCAGGCAUUAAGGAAGUCAAUUAUCGAUACAUGUGUGUGCUGCAUUUUUUGUUUUGUAGAUAUUUUUUGUGAAAAAAAACAACUAAACACAAUUUGAUGAGAUGUGCCGUCUCUAUUAACACACGACUGUUUACAUGUUCACGUAAUAGCAAAAGUAACAACAACAACAACAAUUGCAGCAACAUAAACUAAACGUAGCAAAUAGCAUAAACACAACAAACUCCCAACUAAUAAUUGCAAUUUGCAACAGCAACUGAAGCAGUAGCACAAGUUUAUUAUAAAGCAGCUACAGCAACACAACACAAAAACAAAGACCAAUAACCGCAGUCAGCUCUAGAAAAUGUUUAAACGCUUAAAAUUUAACAUAAACAACAACUAAAAACGUAAUAAUUGUAAUAAUAAUAAAAACAUCAACAACUAGUGUAAUAUUUAUAUAAAGCUCAUCCCGUGAUCACGGGAGUGUUUUUUACAAUAGUAUAUGUGUGAGUGUAUGUAUGUGAAUGCAGUUCCUUAAACAAGAUAAAAAACAAAAACAAAAUAAAAUAUUGUUGCACAUGUUAGCAGCAGCAACAAUAUUAUAGCGAAAAAACCCCAGCAACUAAUAUUGCCACUGUAACAACUAAUCCAAGAGCAAAGCCAACAGAGGCACGAGAUAUCCGUGGCAGGUACACAUAAUAAACUGAUCUUUGCAACAGUGCAACAACUACAAUAAUAGCAAAUAAACUGUUGCACAGGAAAACAACAUUUAUCGAUUAAAAUCAAACAGCUAUAAGCAAGCGAACAAACAAACCAACCAAACAAAUAGUUCAAUGAACGGAACUCUUUUAAAUAUAAACGACAGCAAAAUAACAAUCUACAUUCAAAACGAAUAACUUACAACAACCAACACCAACACCACCACCACCUUCACUUCUUUUUUACUCUCUUCUUCUUUACUUCUUUUUACUACAAACCUCUCGACCAACACUUGGUAAAAAUUUCUUAUAAAUCCUGUGACUCCAAUAAUCACAAAUCAUCCAGCUUAGUAAAACAACAACAAGUAAUUCCUUAAAGCUCCAUGUAAAAUGCAAGCAACCAAACAAUGCAGUCUUUGGUCUCUCAUAACAGGUCUCAGCAGUCUGCUGGUCUUAACACAAGCCCAGCUUAGCGAUAAUAAUGCUUUGUACCUACACACGCACACACCUGCUUUGGCUAGCACGUUACAGCAUGCAGCCACGCCUACUACACCUCUGCAGCAAACAUCUACACAGCCCUAUGGCAGUUCGGUGAAUCAACCACCCUGGUUGGAACAGGCUUCUACGAGUACAAGAGGAGGCCAGUCAAAUUCGGCACGUAAUUUAUAUGCUCCCUACCAAAGUUUUUCCAAAACUGAUGUGGCCAAUUUUCCCAAUUUACUAAUACGUCCCGAUGGUUCAGCAGUUCAAACUUUUGGCUCUUAUCGUGAGGGUAGAUCCCUAGUACCAAAUCGUUCAGUUCCUGUGCAGGCUAAUAGGCGUGCCGACUCGGCCGAAGUUGAAAUAAUAGCGGCUCCUGCUGUUGAAUUACCCGCCUCACCCCUUAUUACCGUGCCCAAACAAGUAGUACCCUCCCAGGCUGUUAAUAUCAGUCGAGUGGGUCGUAAACGUAAUUACAUGUAUAUUCCUCUGCAACAGGAUAACGCUAAUAAUUAUCUUUUACAAUUGAAACCCAAAAACAAUGGCUCUUUAAGUGGCCUUAAGCCUCCCGGCAGUGAAGUUGGACCUGUUUUACCCGAAAUUGCCGAAGAUAUGACCAACUAUUCCGAUAAAACUGAACGCAGUGAUAUAGCAGCACCUAGUCCUCUAACAUCCACUGAUCGUUAUGAUCAUGGUGAGGAGAAUAGCAGUCGACGUGUGGGUUUUUCCUUUCCCAGUUACAGUUUAAGUCCCUCAAAUCCCUUCCAGCCCCAAGCCUAUCGUGAAGACAAUCCCAUAUUUACUGAAUCCACCGGUUUUGAAAGACCCUUUAGUGAUGAUGAUAAAGAUAAACGUCUAACACGUCAAUUGGUGUUUGAACAAGAUGCUUCACCCACUUCCUAUUCAUAUGAUUUUUCCAGUUUAGGCGGCUCUAGCUCUAUACCGCAUACUCUUAACUCAGCCAUAGCUCAGGGUAAACAAUAUCGUGAUGAGGUAACUAAGUUUGGCGAUAUUAAUGGACCCAUUACAGCUAUACCACAAAGACCUCAAAGAGGCCUGUUUUUUGGUGACACUGAAUUUAGAACUGGCACUUUGUCUCGUCCCUAUACCCAGCAGCAGAAAAAUUUCAAUGAAUAUAUAGGUCCCGUAGAUCCUACAAGUUCACGUAAAAGUCGCUACUUCCCCUACAAAUCCUCCCGAAGUCCCAGAGUGGUAUUUCCGGUCAACGAUAAUGUAGGAGCCACUGGACCCAGUAGCACCGGCACUGGAGUUUACUUCAACGACAAUGUCGUAUUUCGCGAUCAAAACUUUGGCAUUAAUGAAUUGGCCGCUGUUCAAGAUGUACGUAAUGAAUUUAGUUUACAGGAUUUAGACAGUUCAUCGGACAGUAGCACUCCAACGGUAGCACAAUCGGCCAGUACUUUUAAGGAGAAAGCUGACAUCACAAGCGAACUGGAAUGCCAGCAUCGCGGUGGCACUUGUGAAUUUUUUGUAGGCUGCUGGAUGACUGGCGGUCUUCUGCAGGGUACUUGUAAUGGAUUGUUGCGUGGCUGCUGUCAUCGGACAGCUAAAUCGGCCAAUUUGCGUACCUCUGACUAUGUGGGUCACACAAUCGAUUUGACUGAUCUUCCGCAAAAGAACUAUGGACCGGUGAAAAAUGAUCCCAGUUGCGGCAUAUCACUGGCAAAACAAACGGCUCAGAGGCGUAUAGUGGGAGGAGAUGAUGCUGGCUUUGGUUCUUUCCCCUGGCAGGCUUAUAUACGUAUUGGUUCCUCCAGAUGUGGUGGGUCUUUGAUUUCACGACGCCAUGUAGUCACUGCUGGUCAUUGUGUUGCCAGAGCCACUCCCAGACAGGUACAUGUUACCUUGGGUGAUUAUGUUAUCAAUUCAGCUGUAGAACCUCUGCCAGCCUAUACAUUUGGUGUAAGACGUAUUGAUGUUCAUCCCUAUUUCAAAUUUACUCCUCAAGCAGAUCGUUUUGAUGUCUCGGUAUUGACCUUGGAAAGAACGGUACAUUUUAUGCCUCAUAUAGCUCCAAUUUGUUUGCCCGAAAAGAAUGAAGAUUUCUUGGGUAAAUUUGGUUGGGCUGCGGGUUGGGGUGCUCUAAAUCCUGGAUCUAGAUUACGACCCAAGACCUUACAGGCUGUAGAUGUUCCAGUUAUUGAAAAUAGGUAAGAAGAAGUGAUAUAUA
Lucilia cuprina (Australian sheep blowfly) is the source of this 4285-nucleotide messenger RNA. RefSeq lists its product as uncharacterized. The record is from RefSeq and is a predicted model, not a curated record. Gene Ontology annotation, biological process: proteolysis. Lineage: Eukaryota; Metazoa; Arthropoda; Insecta; Diptera; Calliphoridae. Bases 2005 to 4269 code for a protein of 754 amino acids. The transcript has 7 exons. Gene Ontology annotation, molecular function: serine-type endopeptidase activity.